AUGGUGAAGGUUGAGGUCACUAUCAUUUCAAAGGAAACAAUCAAACCAUCUUCACCAACAUUGCACCAUCUGAAACCAUACAAACUCACCCUCUUUGAUCAGGUCACUCCUGCAACUUACGUUCCCACAGUCUUCUUCUACCCCAUGAGUGUUCCCUUUUCGGAAGCUCGUGUUAAUUGUUCCAUGUCUGAGUUCCUUAAGCACCAAGAAACAGACUUACUGGCCCUAUUCGUUCCGUAUCGUGCCUUUUGCAAGGAAACAGAUACUACUAUAGCUCAAGUAGCUAUUCAACUGAACAUCUUUGUUUGUAGUGGAAUAGCAAUCGGGUUGAGCUGCUCACAUAAGAUUGGAGAUGCAACAACAUCGAGUGCUUUCCUUCAUUCUUGGGCUGCCACUUUUACUGGGUCGUCGGAAAAAGUUAUACAUCCAAAUUUCUCAGAGGGAUCAACCAUGUUUCCACCUAGAGAUUCACUUCCUCAAAAGUAUAUAGAUACAAUGGAUAACUUAUGGUUCAAAGAAGGUGAUUAUGUUACAAGAAGGUUUGUGUUCCAUGACAAAGCAAUAGCCACCCUGAGAGCCAAAGCAAAAAGUGAAUUAGUUCCUAAACCUACACGCAUUGAGGCACUAACUUGUUUCAUUUGGAAACAUUGCAUGGCAGCUUCUAAGGGCAUAUCAGCAGGUUUGAAAAAGACAUCCAUGGCCAUGCUGGUCCAAGCGGUGAACUUAAGGGCACGAAUGAAGCCUCGCUUGUCAGAUGCUUCUAUUGGAAAUAUAUUUUGGUGGGCACCUGCAGCAGUUGAUUUGACUAUGGAAGAGAGAGAGUUGCAUGAAUUGGUGGACCUUGUAAACGCCGCCAUCGCAGGGUUUGAUACCGAUUUUGAGAAAAAUUUGCAAGGAAAUGAAGGGUAUUUGGCUUUCUCUGAUUACUUUGACCAGUUAGAAGAAAUGUUUUCUGCAGAAAUAAAACCAGAUGUUUGGGCGUUUACAUGCUGGCUUAGAUUUUUUAACGAUCUUGAUUUUGGUUGGGGGAAGCCAUUUUGGAUUGGUAUCAUGGGGAAAGUUGGUUCUGCAUUCAGAAAUUUAAUAAUGUUCAGUGAAACCCCAUGCGGUAUUGGGAUUGAGGCAUGGGUGACCAUGGAUGAGAAAGAAAUGGCAAUAUUGGAGAAUGAUCCUGAAUUUCUUGCAUUUGCUUCUCUAAAUCCUAGCAUUUUACUCUCUCUUUAA
Quercus lobata is the source of this 1224-nucleotide messenger RNA. RefSeq names its product stemmadenine O-acetyltransferase-like. The transcript has 2 exons. The record is from RefSeq and is a predicted model, not a curated record. The coding region runs from base 1 to 1224 and encodes 407 amino acids. NCBI's taxonomy places the organism in Eukaryota, Viridiplantae, Streptophyta, Magnoliopsida, Fagales, Fagaceae.